Molecule: messenger RNA, 3386 nt
Organism: Erythranthe guttata (spotted monkey flower)
Lineage: Eukaryota; Viridiplantae; Streptophyta; Magnoliopsida; Lamiales; Phrymaceae
Gene: PUB4
Product: RING/U-box superfamily protein with ARM repeat domain-containing protein
Biological process (GO): protein ubiquitination
Molecular function (GO): protein binding; ubiquitin-protein transferase activity
Source: RefSeq, a predicted model, not a curated record
UAGACCCACGCGGUCCAUUACGUCAAAAACUAUGCAGAAAAAGAAUAUAAAAUAAAAAUAAAAAUAAAAUUAGUUACACAUCGACGCGAGAGCAGGUAAUCUAAACCCGGACGUGUUUGGAAAACAAAACCGGAAAUAAUAAACCGACGACAAGUCCGCGUUUGAGAGAGAGAGAGAGAGAGAGAGAGAGAGAGAACGAGCUGCUGGGGACGGACUGAGGAAAAGCCGAGACGUCCUUUGGUUUUCUGAAUCAUUUCCCAAACCCUAAUUCUUUAAUCCCGGAGGAACUCCCCCAAAUUUCCUGUGUAGUUUCUUUUUAUAUAAUUUAAUUCCUUCAUUUUGAUUGUCUCGUGCUCAUUUCCUUUUCUGGUUUCAUUCGAUCUCUCACGCCAGCUUGUAUGCGUAUGUUAAUUUAUGUUUGUUAAUGGGCACCGUUGGCUAGAAUUGAACUUGAUCAUUGUUGCUGAUUCUGGCGAGGCUUGCUUGGAGUGAUUACCGGGGGCAUGGAGAUAUCGUUGCUAAAAUCGCUUCUCAACAGCGUUAGUUGUUUUUUUCAGUUGUCUUCUUGUGAAGGCAUGAAAAGUGAACCAGUUCAGAAAUAUCAUGCAAAGAUUGAAGAAAUUCUGAAAUUGUUAAAGCCAACACUUGAUGCCAUUCUUGAUGCUGAUAUUGUGUCAGAUGAAAUGCGUCAAAGAGUAUUAUUUGAAGGACUUCUCCAAUCUGUUGAUGAAUUAAGAGAUAUAUACGAAAACUGGCAACCAUUGAUGAGUAAAGUUUACUUCGUUUUACAAGUCGAAUCACUUAUGUCAAAGAUUAAAACUCAUGGUUUGGAGAUUCUUGAGUUGCUGAAAUCUUAUGAUCAAGGGAUACCUGCUGAACUCAGUGCUGCAUCUCUUGAGCUCCGUGUACAGAAAAUCAAGCAUGUGGGAUCUGAAUCAACCUCAUCAAUAAUCACGGACGCUAUCAAGGAUCAUGUGGAGGGCUCUGGAGCUAGCUCAGAGAGCCUGGCAAAAGUUGCUGACAGCUUGGGCUUAAAUUCAAACCAGGAACUUCUGAUUGAGGCUGUGGCUCUUGAGAAAUUGAAGGAAAAUGCUGAACAAGCUGAAAAUACUGGUGAAGUUGAGUAUAUAGAUCAAAUUAUUGCCCUGGUCACUCACAUGCAUGACCUACUUGUUAUGUUGAAACAGUCCCAAACCUGCAAUCCCGUUUCAAUACCUGCUGAUUUUUGUUGUCCCCUUUCACUUGAACUCAUGACUGAUCCUGUUAUUGUUGCAUCUGGACAAACGUAUGAACGGGUUUUUAUAAGGAACUGGAUAGAUCUUGGGCUUACUGUUUGCCCAAAGACGCGGCAAACUCUAGCACACUCAAAUCUAAUUCCGAAUUAUACUGUCAAGGCGCUCAUUGCAAGUUGGUGUCAAUCAAACAACGUGAAGCUGCCCGAUCCAACAAAAUCCAUUCACUUAAACCAGCCUUCUUCACUUCUUGCAAAUGCCGAGCCUGGUGUUGUUAGGAGGGUUAAUAAUUCUGGCACACCAGAUAGGUCUCUAGGUUCUGCAGGUUCAGUUCCAUCUAUUGCAGUCAAAAGAGACAGAACAUCUCCAUCUCCUCCUCAUUCAUUGUCUGAGGAUUCUUUAGCAGAAGCUACUGUAAAUGGACAUGUGUUGGAUGCAGAACGAGUGUCCCCUAGAAGCUCCGAUGACAGGUCAGAUCACUCAGGCGAGAGAAGUUUGAAUUUGGGUGGUCUAACCUUGAAUUCUCCUUCUAGAAAUGGUGGAGCUGGCGUUGAUGACUCAUCACAAGGGCAUAACCGAACCAAUUCAGCCUCCAGCACAGUUUCUAACUCUAACAUGUCACAAGGAACUGCAGCUGAUGGCAAUGAAGUGGCAUCACAUGCUUCUGCAUACGUUAGUGAUACUUCUGGUGAACUUGCAACAGAGCCCCGAUCUGCUGCUACCUUAAACCCUCCCACAAGAGAACACAGUUUCCCAUCUAGGCUAGAGACAAGACCUCGUGGUGCAAUGUGGCGAAGGCCAUCAGAUAGAUUUGCUCCAAGGCUAGCCUCCACACCUACUGUUGAAAUGAAAGCCGAACUUUUAGAAAUUGAAACUCAAGUCAAAAAGCUGGUCGAGGAUCUCAAGAGCAGUUCACUGGAUGCGCAGAUAAAGGCCACGUCCGAUAUCCGGUUACUGGCUAAGCAUAACAUGGAAAAUCGAAUAGUGAUUGCAAAUUGCGGGGCCAUCAAUGUGUUGGUCAAUCUACUCCGAUCCACAGACAUGACAGUGCAAGAAAAUGCCGUAACUGCCCUUCUCAACCUAUCGAUCAACGAUAACAACAAGAGUGCCAUUGCGAAUGCAGAUGCAAUCGAGCCCCUUAUUCAUGUUCUCGAGACUGGGAGUCCCGAAGCUAAGGAGAACUCUGCUGCUACUCUCUUUAGCCUCUCCGUAAUUGAAGAGAACAAAAUCAAGAUCGGAAGAUCCGGUGCUAUUCAGCCACUAGUUGAUUUACUGGGUAAUGGAACCCCUAGAGGCAAGAAAGAUGCAGCCACAGCUCUAUUUAACCUUUCGAUCAAUCACGAGAACAAGACACGUAUUGUCCAAGCGGGUGCGGUGAAACACCUUGUGGAGUUGAUGGACCCUGCUUUUGGGAUGGUUGAUAAAGCAGUAGCUGUUUUGUCUAAUCUUGCCACUAUUCACGAGGGGAGGGCUGCGAUUGGUCAGGAAAGAGGAAUUCCGGUUUUGGUUGAAGUUGUUGAGUUGGGCUCUGGGAGAGGAAAGGAGAAUGCAGCUGCUGCUUUACUGCAAUUAUGUACUAAUAGUAGUAGAUUUUGCAAUAUGGUUCUUCAAGAAGGUGCUGUUCCUCCUUUGGUGGCACUGUCACAAUCCGGUACACCAAGGGCUAGAGAGAAGGCUCAACAACUUCUGGGCUACUUUAGAAACCAACGCCAUGGUAAUGCAGGGCGAGGCUGAGUUGAUCGUGCGUUGGCAUAUAUUCGAACUGAAAGUGGCGGCAUAUACUGGGGCAGAAAAAAAACGGUAAUUAGUGUGUAAAUUGUUUGGAGCAAACGACCAAAUUCGAGAUUCUGCAUCUUUGCCAUCGUUUUGGUUCCUUUUUUUUUUUUUUCUUUUUUUUUCUUUCCAUUAUACUAUAUUGAAAGCAAAAUAUUAAUUUGUGGGAGGUGGAGUUCCGACUUCCGGAGUCAUUCGAGUAAUACACCUUGUUUUUUCGUUUGUAGAAAUAAGAUAAUACAUGUAAGUUUCUGUCUGUAGAGUCUUGAAAUGUGAUUGACAAAGUUUGAAGUUUCGCCGAGAAUUUCGACAUUUGCAGGGGUGUAUUGCAAAACCUGCUUGGACAGCUUUUUUUCACUUUGUAAUUGCUCUCUGUUCUGU